Molecule: messenger RNA, 1355 nt
Organism: Periophthalmus magnuspinnatus
Lineage: Eukaryota; Metazoa; Chordata; Actinopteri; Gobiiformes; Gobiidae
Product: E3 ubiquitin-protein ligase RNF182-like
Exons: 7
Coding region: 91-906 (271 amino acids)
Source: RefSeq, a predicted model, not a curated record
AAGCUCGAGCAAACACACGAGCGGCCAUUGACAACCUGCAGCUCCGAACAGGUGAGUACUGCCCACUGUGACCUGACCUCAGCCAAUAGGAUGAGAGAAGCCGAGGAGGCAGACGGCCAGGUGGCAGUGCUAAGUGCGGAGCCUCUGGAGCUUGACUGUAAAAUCUGCUACAGUCGCUAUGACGCUACCGGCAGGAGACCCAAGGUACUGCAGUGUCAGCACCGUGUGUGCGCCACCUGUAUGCAUCGACUGCUCCUGCAGGCAGGGGAUGUGUUGCUGGUGGUUACGUGUCCAUUCUGUCGACAGGAAACGCAGAUCCGACACAACGAGCUAUGGUUGAUGGAGGAGGACACGCACAUCCUCUCAGUUCUCAUCAGAGACCAGUUUCAGAGGAAGACCCGGAUCCCGACCCGACUUUCGGCCAGGAUCCCAACCCAAACUGAGAGUGGGUCUGAGACUAGGACUGAGAGCGGGUCUGAGACCAGGACUGAGAGUGGGUCUGGAGAGGUCCUACUAAGCCCCACCUCCCUCUCAGACUCGGACUGUCUUCUCAUCACUGUCCUGGAAGUUCCUGAUGAGUCUAGCUCAUCUCUGAGUGUGCUCAGUGCGAUCUACCGGCCUCCAGGCUCCGCUCACUCCUACCUGCCCAAGAGCCACACCUGGACGAGUCGCAGUGUGCCACGUUGCCUGCUGGGGGCUCUCUGCAUGGUGUACUUCUCCUCCCUGCCUCUGGGAAUAUACCUCCUGAUGACUGCUCGGCUGUGGUUGGGUGUGGCCUUGGUGAGUCUUGUUCCUCUGACUCUUCUUGCUCUGGUGGUGUACGGCUUCUGUCAGUGUCUGAUUCAGGAGGCGGUGGAUGCCGCGCACAGACUCCAAACUGGCCACCAAAACACGGCGUCUCCAUGACAGCAACAUGUCCACUGCAACAUACAGUCUCCAUGACAACAGAGAGGCAGGAAAACCAACAUCAGCAACACAUAACACUGAGGAGAGAAGCACUGUCCUGUUUGACCUGUCUCCAUGACAACAACAUGGCCGUAGCAUGCCGUCUCCAUGACAACAACAAGGCUGCCACCUCACGCCGUCUCCAUGACAACAACAUGGCCGCUGCUGUUGCACGCCGUGUCCAUGACAACAGAGGAAACCAAACUUUGACCCUGAGGUCAGCUGUGAGCACUCUGCACUUUUCACCUUUAAACUGCUUUAAACCUACUGAUUUUAUUAAAGGGACAAGUCACAGCAGGUUGAGCAAAUGUGUAACCAGGAGGUUUGUGGUCAGAUCCCAGCUGUACCCAGUUACAGUGUCAGAGGCUUUCCACCUGUGGGACCAUUGUCACCCUCCUCCUCUGAGCCAA